AGAGUAGAUGAUAUUAUACAUUCCAGCAUAGGAGUAAAAGAAUAGAACCGGGAUCUCUAUAUAACAUAGAGAUAGAAUACAGUAAUAGGGAUCUAGGAGAGAGCCUUUCUUUCCGGUAAUUCUCUACGAGCGAGCCUGCCUAGGACGCCACAGAGAAGCAGACGUUAUCUUAAAAACCAACUCACCCCUCACACCCCCACAAAAAGGAAAAAAGGAAGCAGACGGUACAACGAUGCUCCGUCCCUCCUUCUCUGCUACUAAAACAGAAAACGAGUAACCCUAGACAGCUUCAGCCGAGAAAUCUCCAACGUUCAGUGCUUGCUGACUCUUCUUUGUGGACUUGGUAUACUUUGUUAUGGCUUCAAAACGGAUUCAGAAGGAGCUAAAGGACCUGCAGAAGGACCCUCCCACUUCCUGCAGUGCUGGGCCUGUAGCUGAGGACAUGUUCCACUGGCAAGCAACAAUUAUGGGCCCCGCAGACAGCCCAUUUGCUGGGGGUGUGUUUCUCGUAACCAUUCACUUCCCCCCAGAUUACCCUUUCAAGCCCCCUAAGGUUGCUUUCCGUACCAAAGUUUUCCAUCCUAACAUCAACAGCAACGGAAGUAUCUGCCUCGAUAUUCUCAAAGAGCAGUGGAGCCCAGCCCUUACAAUAUCCAAGGUCCUGCUAUCAAUCUGCUCACUUCUUACCGAUCCAAAUCCUGAUGAUCCCUUGGUGCCAGAGAUUGCUCACAUGUACAAGACUGACAGGGCCAAGUAUGAGUCAACUGCUCGGGCUUGGACCCAGAAAUAUGCCAUGGGAUAGAACCCUUGAUAUGUCUCUUUCUAGGAUUUUACUGGUUCAGUUUCUAUCAGUAAAUAAGGGGAAAAUGAUAGGAUGGCUAGAAAUUGUGAACUUAGUGGGGCACUUAGUGCCUUCUAUAAUUUAAGGUGGUUCUGGUUGGAGUGUAUGUGAAUUUAUUGUGAAAUGGGAUAUGUGCUAGUAUAUGAUCUAUAUAAAGCUUAUGAGUCUGGGUUCCAUGUUAAA
Molecule: messenger RNA, 1024 nt
Organism: Macadamia integrifolia
Lineage: Eukaryota; Viridiplantae; Streptophyta; Magnoliopsida; Proteales; Proteaceae
Product: ubiquitin-conjugating enzyme E2 28-like
Exons: 5
Coding region: 356-802 (148 amino acids)
Biological process (GO): protein polyubiquitination
Cellular component (GO): nucleus
Molecular function (GO): ubiquitin conjugating enzyme activity
Source: RefSeq, a predicted model, not a curated record